Tachysurus vachellii is the source of this 1989-nucleotide messenger RNA. It is a transcript of the gene grtp1a, whose product is annotated as growth hormone regulated TBC protein 1a. The record is from RefSeq and is a predicted model, not a curated record. NCBI's taxonomy places the organism in Eukaryota, Metazoa, Chordata, Actinopteri, Siluriformes, Bagridae. The coding region runs from base 306 to 1376 and encodes 356 amino acids. The transcript has 9 exons.
GUGCGCGCGUUUGUGUGUGUGAGCGGGACGAAGCAACACUGUUGGAUGAUGUAGAAGAUAUGCGGUUGGAUAUUUACCUUGAGGAGUGAAAACGGUGUAAAUAGGGAGCUUUUCUCUGUAUCUCUGUACAGGACAGCUUCAUGGACGCGUGUGUGACUUUAUUUGGAUUAUCUGCAUGACAUGGACGUGAGAAGAAGGAUCACCUCUUCCUGCGACAGAUAAACCCAAUGAACUUAAGAUGAGAUUUGGCUUGAAUAUGAAGGCAGGAGGUUUGUGCGUAAAAAGCUGCGCGUAAAACUGCUACCAUGGAGAAGGCAAACGGCGCGCGCACACCGCAGCAGCCUCAGCACCGGAUCAACGUCCCGAGCACAGCCAAGGAGAGAGUGUCCAGCGUGGAUCCUUAUGGCUUUGAGAGGUCUAAUGACUUUGAUUAUGAGUCCUACGAGGAGCUCAUGUCUGAGUAUUUGACUGUUCUCACUAAAAGGUCAAUCAAGUGGUCCAAACUUCUGCAGGGGAAAAGCCGGCUCGAGAAGAACUUUAAAGUAAAGCGUUAUGUACGGAAAGGGAUCCCAAAUGAACACAGAGCAUUGAUCUGGAUGGAAGCAAGUGGCUCCCAGGAGCAGAUGGAGAAGAAUCCAGGCUACUAUCAUUCACUCCUCCAGCUCCAACAUGACCCAAAACUGGUGGAGACCAUCCGCACAGAUUUGCACAGGACGUUCCCAGACAACGUGCAGUUCCGGAAAACAGCCGAGCCGUGCCUGCAGAAGCCGCUGUAUAACGUCCUGCUGGCGUACGGACACCACAACAAGGCGGUGGGAUAUUGCCAGGGGAUGAACUUUAUUGCUGGGUAUCUCCUCAUCAUCACCAAAGAUGAAGAGAAAUCCUUCUGGCUGAUGGAGGCUCUCCUCAGUAGGAUCCUUCCAGAUUACUACACACCAGCCAUGUUGGGUCUGAAGACAGAUCAGGAAGUGCUGGGAGAGCUGGUGAAGGUGAAGGUGCCGGCUGUUUGGCAGGUCAUGAAUGAACACAACGUCAUGUGGACGCUGGUGGUGUCACGCUGGUUCAUCUGCCUCUUUAUCGACGUCCUCCCUGUGGAGACUGUUCUGCGCAUCUGGGACUGCCUUUUCUACGAGGGCUCAAAGAUCCUGUUCCGCGUGGCGCUCACACUGAUCCGUCACAACCAGGCCCUGAUCUCACAGUCUCGGAACCUUCCGGACAUCUGCGACCGCUUCAAACAGAUCACCAGAGGAGCCUUCGUGGAGGACUGCCAUCCGUUCCUGCAGAAGAUUUUUAAAGAACCCGGAAGCCUCUCCAUGGCAACCAUCACCAAGCUACGGGCGGCGUGUCGAGCACGGAUCGUGGCUGAGGAAUCCUGACUCGCUCCUUAAUGCUUCAAACAUUCCAGACUUGGUUUCGCACUGUCCUGUUGUUAUUAUUUUUAAUCUGAUGGCUGAAACUGUUUCUAACCUGAUAAUAAUGAUUCAUUAUGACAUCACGGUGAUGAGUACAGGUAUGAAGUGAGGUACAGGAAAUUCCUCAACAUUACACUACACCAAAUACACGUCACGUUAGAUCUCACGGACUUGUAGUGGGUGAGCCGAGCGUCUCCGAUGGCGAUGGCACGAGUCUUUAAAACUACGAGCAUGAUGUAGCCUUUCCUCUCAAAGCUUGUACAGAUAGAUUUGCACAUUUCUCCAGAUAGACCAUUUUGGGAUCUAUCAGAUUUACAUGACUCUUGCUAAACUACUGUGAAACGGAGAGAUCGGUACUGUUGCGUUAGCAUUUUUUUUUUUUUUUUUUCCAAGGACGUUUGUGAAAUACGUGUCAUAAGUCGUCGGCCGGGGAAAUUCUAACUGUAAAGUUCUUUAUAAACCCGACAGAAUGAAGCUUUUUUGUGAUACAGUGCUGCAUUUUCUAACCUUAACUCUGAUUGAUUAUGUAGUAAAUUUUCUAAGUUGAAAAUAUUAAAGUAAUCUGGAUUACAAUCAG